Molecule: messenger RNA, 611 nt
Organism: Mytilus trossulus (common blue mussel)
Lineage: Eukaryota; Metazoa; Mollusca; Bivalvia; Mytilida; Mytilidae
Exons: 4
Coding region: 5-607 (200 amino acids)
Source: RefSeq, a predicted model, not a curated record
CAAUAUGACAGUUGGAAAACAGGGAUCAGUGAAUGCACUUGUACAUGACAGUCAAACAAUUUAUAUAAGUCCGGAUAUUGCACCUACCUGUACAGUUGACAAAUUAGUUGGAACAUGUGAUAACCUGAAUACCACGUCUUGUUCAGGAGUGACAUGGAAUAGUCUAGCCACGAUAAUAUAUACAACUGAACUGUCGUCUAUUUCUGGGUCAACGGGAUGGGCAUUCGAAAUGAGCAGUGACCAUUCAUCCCCCAUAAAUAUAAGUGCAAGUGGUGAUUGCUGCACGCCAUCUGCAUACCUAACAGUGAUCGACAAAAAUAGUAACGUUGCCAGAUGUCAUUUCUAUCUCGGUAAUGUAUAUCCAGUACAGACCACCUCGAAACAAUUGCUGACAACAACAGAACAGAUUGCUAUAGCAGUUAUUGGUGGAAUUAUUGGCGCGUGUUUAUUUGCAUCGUUGGUAACUGGAAUAAUAAUAUAUCGAAAAGCUAUCAAACCAAAACUGGGGGCCAGUAAAAUCAAUACUCUCAAAUCAAACAGUUAUCCACAUCAGGAGAAAUCUGAUUCAACAGAACAAUUCAAAAAUGUUUCUGUACAUUUAAAUUGAGUUU